This is a messenger RNA of Soboliphyme baturini, 579 nucleotides long. NCBI's taxonomy places the organism in Eukaryota, Metazoa, Nematoda, Enoplea, Dioctophymatida, Soboliphymatidae. The record is from the annotation of a GenBank genome assembly.
AUGAAACGAAAGCCGCGCGACCCGAUUCGCGACAAGCUGGUCAACGAAAGACUGAUCUCGCUCGCCUACGGAAUGAUUGGAAUCAUACAAGCAGCGGCCGGUUUUUUCACUUACUUGGUGAUCAUGACCGAAAAUGGAUUUUGGCCGUCAAAGCUGAUGGGGCUGCGUGAAGAGUGGGACUCGAGGGCAGUAAACGACCUCGAGGAUAGCUAUGGGCAGCAGUGGACAUACUCUAACCGUAAGGUACUUGAAUACACAUGCCAUACCGCGUUCUUUGCCUCCAUAGUCGUCGUUCAGUGGGCUGAUCUGUUGAUUUCAAAGACGCGUCACAAUUCAUUGGUUCAUCAAGGCAUGGGCAAUUGGACAUUGAAUUUUGGCCUCCUUUUUGAAACUUUUCUUGCCGGAUUCUUGGCCUAUUGCCCGGGGCUCGACAAAGGGCUGAGGAUGUACGGCCUUAGGUUCUCUUGGUGGUUUCCUGCCCUUCCUUUCGCCAUCCUGAUCUUCGUCUACGACGAAAGUCGUAAAACAAUUAUCAGAAGAAGGCCGAACGGGUGGUUCGCGAAGGAAACCUACUACUGA